GAAAUAAAAGGGACUGUUUUGGGAUUGGGAUUUCAGAUGGUGGUUACCCAGCGUAGACACGCAGAGACAUGGCCAGAAAAAGUGGUGAAUGUAAGCCUGAACCUGGAGACCUGCUGGAAAGACACGAUGGCUUCAUCAAACACUGGGGCGUGUUCACAGGUGAAGGAGUGGUCCACCUUACUCCCAAAGUCGAUGCUUCAUCGUCAAAAAUCGCAACGGAGAACACAGUGCCUGGCGUGGUGAGUGAAGUUGACUUUAAGACCUUUGCCCGUGAGAACAAAGUGGUGGUACACAAGACCACAGCGCCCGCGCACGAAACAAUUGCAAGAGCUCGCGGAAAGAUUGGACCUCACCCCUACAACCUGUCCAAGUACAACUGCGAACACUUUGCCAAGGAGGCAGCUGGGGCACGUCAGUCUGGUCAAGGAGAAAGUGAGGACCCCAGAGCGGAGCGCUGAGACGGUGUGGUGCCGGAAAAGCGCGGCCAGUCAGGCAGCAUCCGAGGAGCAGGCGAAUCGACGUGUCCAGCAUCAGCCCUUCACCAGGAAGGUGGAAAGCUUUAAACAUUCAGCGAAAACAAUCCUUGACCAUGCCAGCGAAAACCCCUUUGCCUGAAAGACUCGAGGGACGAAAUUCUCACACCCAGCCAAUUCUGCUCCACAACUUUUCAAAGAACUGCAAAGGAAAGGGGUUUUCCCAGACCCCAAUAAUGCAUUAGGCAGUGCACUGCAAUAAACUCCUCUGUAACACUUGCUUUGCUCACAUCUGGGCUUCUGUGGCCUUUCAAACCGCAAUAAACCAACCCCAAACUGAACAAAAA
Molecule: messenger RNA, 820 nt
Organism: Hemiscyllium ocellatum (epaulette shark)
Lineage: Eukaryota; Metazoa; Chordata; Chondrichthyes; Orectolobiformes; Hemiscylliidae
Product: phospholipase A and acyltransferase 3-like
Exons: 5
Coding region: 69-458 (129 amino acids)
Biological process (GO): N-acylphosphatidylethanolamine metabolic process
Cellular component (GO): cytoplasm
Molecular function (GO): A2-type glycerophospholipase activity; glycerophospholipid phospholipase A1 activity
Source: RefSeq, a predicted model, not a curated record